GCAUCAAAUUUCUAAUUCAGAAAAUAUGAUGAGACAUACAGAUCAAGGAAUCGUCCUUCUCUACUUUCUGGUGUUUGUGUCAUGGUCACUGGCUGUAUCUCAGUAUCAAAAGGUACAUGUGAUCGAUGUGGAUUACGCAGACUAUGCAUAUGAUGAUCAGUAUAUUAAUUGUGCACAUGAUUUUGAGAGGAAGAGAAUUAAGCCAUUAUUUAAAAAUGAAAUAAAAAAAAAGAACAAUUACAAUGCUUUAUGGAAUAAGGCUGCAGGUGAAUGGAAAAAAAAACAGUCACAUAUAACAAACCUUCCUCAUAAUUUCAAAAAUGAAUAUGGAAUUGCUCUGACUGCAUAUACUAUGGAAGAUAAUAGUAUAUACAGUGACCUAAACAAAGCUGUACGUGAAGCUGGAAAAAAUCUGAACAGCUUUCAUUUCAAGUAUCUUCACUUCUAUUUGACAAAGGCUUUGCAGAGUUUACGUAACAAAUCUAGUAAUAAAUGCUUUACUGUCUAUAGAGGAGUCAAUUACACAUUUGGAUCUGUGAAGGAAAAUGUACGGUUUGGAAAUUUUGCCUCUUCAUCUUUAAAUAAGACUAUAGCUGUCAACUUCAGUGAAGGAAAAGGCAUGUUUUAUGUUCAGACAUGUCACGGUGUACAAAUUGCCAACUUUUCUGAUUUUCCACAUGAAGAAGAAGUAUUAAUUCCUCCAUAUGAAGUCUUCAGAGCUACGAAGAAAAACAAUUCAUUUAUCGCACUUACAUCUGUGGACAUCUGCAGUAACUAUAAUUGUGGAAUUAAACAAGACAACUUGCACUGUAACCACCUGAAGUCUGAGGGAAUGAAACCCAAAGUGAAGAAAACACUGCAGUGGAAAAUGGGAAUGAAACCCAAAGUGAAGUCCGAUAAGAUCUCAUCACCUUAACUCUUUGUUAAAAUGUCAGGCAAUAUUUUACUUGUCCUGUUUUUCAUCAAAGAUUUUGUUAUUACAAAGAGUAGCCAAAUUAGAGUUCUCCUUCAUUUUAAAAUUAAUACGACUUAUCGCUAUUUUACAUUUUUGUCCUUUUAACGCUCAAAAAAGUCAAUUUGUUUCCAAUUGCAAGCAAAUAUAUAAUGGUGAACUCAGUAGUUAAAGUUUUCAUUGCAGAUUCAGCUAUUAUCUAGUCAAUCAAUGUCUAAUAUGUUGAAUGACUAUAGCAGCUACAUUUUCUUUUCAUUUACUGCAGUAUUGCUAUAUAUUAUGAUAACUUGAGCAAAUAAAUGCAUAUAUGUUUGCAUCAAU
Molecule: messenger RNA, 1273 nt
Organism: Protopterus annectens (West African lungfish)
Lineage: Eukaryota; Metazoa; Chordata; Ceratodontiformes; Protopteridae
Product: T-cell ecto-ADP-ribosyltransferase 1-like
Exons: 3
Coding region: 26-916 (296 amino acids)
Molecular function (GO): NAD+-protein-arginine ADP-ribosyltransferase activity; NAD+ poly-ADP-ribosyltransferase activity
Source: RefSeq, a predicted model, not a curated record